UUGAUCUCUCGGGGGUUCUAGUGAUAUUUCUAAGUGAUAUUUAUUUAAAAAAAAAAAACUGUUGUAAAGUGUCUUAAUUUACGGGUUUUCUUAAAUCAGUGCGCAAAAUGAACGUGAUUGUAGAGUGCGCAUAUCAAUUCAAUUGUGUGAAAAAAUUUGUGUGAUAUAUUUAUUUAUAUUUUUUUUUUGUUGUGACAUAUUGUGAUUUAAAAAAAAUUUCGGUGAAAAUUUGUGAUGAUACGUUUUCUUGUUGGUUCUUGUACGCGUUGUUGGAAGUUUUUUGCGCUUAGCGAAAAAUUUGCGAUCAAAUAAUAUAGAAUUUGCUUAAUUAAUAUUUGGGUUAUCUAAUUCCGUCUGGACAGAGAGUUAUUUCUACUUGUUGUCCUUGGAUGAUUGUGUUUCAACAACCGCUGAUGUUUUCACAUACACAUGUUUCCGUUUCUGCUACAUAUGACCAUGGAGAGAUAAACAAUUUUCGUGAGAAUGAGGAACGGUUACGAGCUCAACAUGCUGAAUCUCAACAACGUGAAAAAGUUCUUGUGCGACGACUUGCGGCUAAAGAACAAGAAAUGCAAGAUGUAGCUGCUCAAAUGGCCGAAUUAAAGACGAGUCAAACAGCAACAACGUCUGGUUUACGAUCAGCUUUAUUGGAUCCAGCUGUAAAUAUUUUAUUACAAAGAUUACGACACGAAUUGUUAACGUCAAGAACACGUUUAGAUGAAACACAAAAUGAAUUAUCCGCAUGGAAAUUUACACCAGAUUCAAAUACUGGUAAACGUUUAAUGGCGAAAUGUCGUUUAUUGUAUACAGAAAAUGAAGAAUUAGGUAAAUUAACAAAUAGUGGUCGUGUCGCUAAAUUGGAAGGUGAAUUAGCCUUACAGAAAAGUUUUAGUGAGGAAGUUAAAAAAUCACAAUCAGAAUUAGAUGAAUUCCUUCAAGAUUUGGAUGAAGAUGUUGAAGGUAUGCAAAGUACAAUUUAUUAUUUACAACAAGAAUUACGUAAAACAAAAGAUAGCGUUGCAAUAAUGGAACGUGAAUUACAAACAUUACGUCAACCAGCAUCAAAUUCAACGACAACAUCAACAGUAGCACCUAGUUCACAUAAUAAUAAUAAUAAUAAUAUAACUGUAUCAUCAUCACAAACUGUAACAAACUGUAAUAGAUCUAAAACACCAGACAUUCAUGUAAAUAGUAAUAUAACGACAACAGACUCAUCCCCACAUCAUUUAGUGAAUAACGAUACAGUUACAACGAAUGGUAAUUGUAAUAAAAUUAGUGAAAGUGAUUUAAGUAGAACUAAAACAAACUCAAACACGGUAUGCGAUUCUGACUCUGAACCAGAAUUAAUAAUCAAGGUAUCGGAUAAAGAAAUAUGUGAUGAUGAUUCAAGAGACGAUCAUGAUACAAAACAGACAAUGGAUCCAUCGUCAACUGGGGCUGGGGGUGGUGUUGUGACACAAAUGAAUGGUGCAGGUGCAGGUGGUGAUGUAGCAAGCAGUAACUGUGGAAGUGCUGGUAAUAAUAAUAAAAGGACGUACGAUUCAAGCGAUUCAAAUGAAAGUCAUGUCAUACAAAAUACACAAUUAAAUCGAUCAUGUUCACAAACUAAAAGUAAUGUUAAUAAAAAAGUACGCAGAUCAUCUGUUUUAUCACUUGAAUAUAACGAUGAUAAUAUGCUAGAUGAGGAUGCGUUGAUUAUAUCAACCAAUGGAGAUGGUACGAUAUCAGAUGCUGAUUAAAUCUUUUUUUAUAAUCAAUCAAUCAAUCAAUAGUUUAUAUACACUGAUCAUUUUAUACUCUUUAUCUACAUUCAGCAAAUUGUACAAGAAAAUUAGACUAAAUUAGACUCCGCCACAAAUAAAAACUUGGCAAUUUUUAUUUACUUAAAAAUACACAAUAUGUGAAGAUGCGUUCCUUCAAUUUAUUCGAAUACUUGAGGUGUCUUACAUGGCAAUCGGAAAGUUAGAUUAAUUUUUAAAAUGAAACCAAUUUUAAUCUUUAUCCUGACAUACGGUCAUUGUCACGGUCUAGACGAAGCUAUAAAAUUUAAAGCCAAGCUUAAAGCCUACAGCUUCUCCGCCAGGAUUUCUAUCAGAAUUCAUGGAUCCAGGGUUUCAGAUCCAAAAUGCUAAACCUGACAUGCUGCAGGAGCAAAUAACAUGUAUAGAGGUUUAAUCGUCCUUCAUACAGGCCGUACAAAUGAGAUCCCCAUGUUAUGAAAGUGAUAGUUCAAUCGACAGUGUCCUGUUAAGAGUCCUACCACCCUUCUAAACUGUGAUCUAUAUCACAACAGUUUCCAAAAAAGAGCGUGUAUCCUGAACUUUCGAUUACAAAUGAUCUUGAAUUUCAGAUUGUCAAGACAAUACUUUGAGUCUUAAAGUAAAUUGGAGAAAUUCAUCUUCAAGUAUAAUUCUUAAAACUUUACAAUGAGCCCUAAUAGAUUCAAAAAGGAUGAAGGAAAACAAAGCUACAUGUUCGGAAAAAAAUGAACUUUCCCGUACAUUUUGUAAAAUGAUGAAACCGUCUUUUAAUACCUCUAUUGAUUGAGCUCAAUUCAUUAAGAGAACAUCAUAAUAUAUUAUUGUAGUCCUCAUUUUUUAUAUUAUUAUUUAGGUAGCGUUAUUACGCAGCGAAUGUAUGUAAACUAUUCCUAGAAAGAGUUCGAAAAAUAUACGUUUGAUCGGAAUAAAAUGUUUUUACACUUUGUAACAUAUAUAUUAUCUGUAUUCCAAAAUUAAAUGGCAAGAAAAUUUGAGAGUCCGUUGUCAAAAUCGUGUCUCACAACUUUGUAAAAAUAUUCUUAGCCGCGAAUUUCUCUUAAACUUUUAAUCGCGUGGCAAACUUACAAUUGAUAAAUAUUUAUUAAGCACGAUAUUUAAAUAAGAAGAUAAUUAAAUAAAAACAAAAAUCAUUUUCUACGACACAAAGUCGCAUGUCCGACGUUCGACAUCGAACUAUAACUAUGACGUUAUUUUGAGUGACAAAGAAAAUAAAUUUUCUUUUAUUCAAUCACAAUCUUAUUUGAAUAUUUUCCACGACAACAUUGAUACGUUUGAAAGAACAGAACACUGUUAUUAAAAUUAUCGUAUUUUGUGAUAACAGUCUCUUAAAUUUUCCAUUCUUUUUCAACGAGUGGCUGGCUCUAGACUUGAAGUAAUAUUUUUGGCGUUAAAUGAACAUAAAACAUAAAACAUAUGAUGCGUGUGUAUGAAGCUGCGUAACAUUUUGUUGUGUGAUUAUAAUUCUUAGUAAUUGAACUAUUUUAUUAAUUUAAUAAAUUGUAUAGUAUAUAUAUAUAUAUAUGAA
Molecule: messenger RNA, 3306 nt
Organism: Chrysoperla carnea
Lineage: Eukaryota; Metazoa; Arthropoda; Insecta; Neuroptera; Chrysopidae
Gene: fl(2)d
Product: pre-mRNA-splicing regulator female-lethal(2)D
Exons: 4
Coding region: 390-1739 (449 amino acids)
Biological process (GO): regulation of alternative mRNA splicing, via spliceosome
Cellular component (GO): nucleus
Source: RefSeq, a predicted model, not a curated record